Loxodonta africana (African savanna elephant) is the source of this 1022-nucleotide messenger RNA. RefSeq names its product olfactory receptor 51G2-like. Lineage: Eukaryota; Metazoa; Chordata; Mammalia; Proboscidea; Elephantidae. Gene Ontology annotation, cellular component: plasma membrane. Gene Ontology annotation, molecular function: G protein-coupled receptor activity; olfactory receptor activity. The record is from RefSeq and is a predicted model, not a curated record. Bases 63 to 1022 code for a protein of 319 amino acids. The transcript has a single exon. Gene Ontology annotation, biological process: G protein-coupled receptor signaling pathway.
CUCAUUAGAUUCUAGGGUCUGUGAUUGCUCUUCUGCCCGGAGUUUUGCCUCUCCAGGUCGUCAUGUCAGACUCCAACAGCAAUGACACAUUCUUCUUCCUGACAGGCUUCCCAGGCCUUGAGACUGUGCACACGUGGGUCUCCAUUCCUCUGUGUGCCAUGUAUGUGGCAUCCCUGGCAGGGAACAGCCUGAUCCUAUGGGUGGUGAGGUCAGAGCCCACCCUGCACCAGCCCAUGUACUACUUUCUGUCCAUGCUGGCACUGACUGACCUGGGCCUCUCUGCCUCCACGCUGCCCACCGUGCUCACUAUUUACAUGCUGGGUUUCAGACAGGUGGCAAAGGAUGUUUGUCUGGCACAGAUUUUCUUCAUCCACACAUUCUCCGUCAUGGAGUCCUCUGUGCUGCUAACCAUGGCCUUUGAUCGUUUUGUGGCCAUCAGAAGCCCUCUUCGCUAUGGCACCAUCCUCACAAACACCCGAGUUGCCACCUUGGGCUUAGCCAUUGUAGUGCGCAGUAUUGGUCUCCUCGUUCCAGCCCCCAUCAUGCUGAAGAAGCUGCCUUACUGCCAGAAUCGCCUGCUUUCCCACUUCUACUGCUUACAUCCUGAUGUCAUGAAGCUGGCCUGUGCUGACACUCACAUCAAUAGUGCCUAUGGGCUCUUUGUGGUGCUCUCCACACUGGGGUUGGACUCAGUGCUCAUUGUCCUCUCCUAUGGGCUUAUCUUCCAAACAGUGCUGUCCAUUGCCUCAAAGGGUGAGAACCUCAAAGCCCUCAACACAUGUGUCUCCCACAUCUGUGCUGUGCUGCUUUUCUACAUUCCCCCUAUUGCCAUGUCCAUGAUCCACCGAUUUGGGAAGAGAACAUCACCUUCUACUCCUAUGCUGCUCUCUUAUCUGCACUAUCUCACCCCUCCAGUGUUUAAUCCUGUUGUUUACACUAUCAAGACCAAGGAGAUCCGACUGAGGAUGCUACGCCUAUUCCAACCUGGUAGGAGUGGUAUUAGAGAUGUCCAUGGGUAUUAA